Messenger RNA from Vespula pensylvanica (western yellowjacket), 2995 nucleotides. Its product is annotated as nuclear receptor-binding factor 2-like. The record is from RefSeq and is a predicted model, not a curated record. The transcript has 6 exons. Bases 115 to 891 code for a protein of 258 amino acids. Gene Ontology annotation, biological process: autophagy. Lineage: Eukaryota; Metazoa; Arthropoda; Insecta; Hymenoptera; Vespidae.
AACAGUGCUUAGUCGAUGAAACACAAGAAAGCUUUUAUCAAAACCGCCUGCGGAUGAUAACGAGGCACGUGUCUCGUUCUGUUUUCUUCCUAUCGUUCGAUCAGCUGAUCAGUCAUGGAGGCUUCUGCCUUGAACCUGGCGCACGAACGGCAAAGGAGGGCUGAAGCAUUGCUCAGAGAAGGACGUUUUGAAGAAGCAGCGGAGUGCCACGAAGCUGUUGUUCAGCUUUUAUCAGAGGCGUUCACGCAACUUCAGUCGAACUUUACAGAAUCAAGCUUCACGGAUUCUCAACCUUCUAUUUUAAUUGGCCAAAGUUCUAUGCCUUUCGUUAGAUCCAUACAUACGGCAAUUACUUUGGAAUCUCUCGCACUUCAACGAGAUUAUCACAAAAGACAAGCAGCUGUUGUUAGGAUGAAGCAGGCUCAAUAUGAGGAGUAUAAAGUCAAUUUAGAAACUCAAAAGAGAGAUCUCAUUUCAAAACAAAUAUUCAAGCAAAGCGAAAAAGGAAAUUCUACAGAAUCUGCAUCCGAUAGAAACAACAGUUCUUUGCGUCAAGCUAUAUAUAGAACUAUCGAAGAACAGGAUAGUUUGUUAAGCUUGAUUUUAUUACCAGACACAGAAAGCAGUGCGUUCAAACAUCCAAAAGAUACUGGCACGGUUAUAGAAGAAUUGAAGACUGUUAAUUGUCAGUUACGCUGCCUCGUUGGAAGUUUGCUGAGUCAACUAGAAGCUAAAGAAGAAGAAGUGAAACAAUUGACAGAACGUUUGCACGCUAUAUCUGUAAGUCCUAACGAUGAAAUUAGGCCAGAUGACACACAUUCGCUAUGUUUAGCACCCUUGCCACCUUUAACACCACUCGAAAUGCCAUUGUUCGAUUUUACAUCGUCUUAAUUAAGUUUCUACCUCAUUAAGUAUUCAUUGCUCUCUCUCUCUCUAUCUCUCUUUCCUGAAAAUAAUGUGGUUCAUUGUACUUACAAUUUUAUCGUGACAAUAGUAUGAAAACAGGUCAUCUAAAAAAUUAAUAUAGAUGUAAUAUAAGAAAGAGAUUAAGCAACAAACGAAUUGCACACUAACAACGUCGAUAUCAUUAUCAGAAUAAUGUAUAAUUAUAUAUUUAUUAUCAUAUUCUUAUUACUUUUCACUUAUUCAAUAACAACAAAGUUUGUUUAACUUUGAUUAACUUUUAUAGCUGCAUAGUACAAGUAAUUUGUAGUAACAGAGUCAUUACAUUUCUAUCUUAUAUCAGUCUUAUUUGACCAAAUUUAUUUGAUAAUUAACUAUUUAUAUAUGUAUACUUUAUGCACAAAUUUAUUUAUUACUAUUCCAUUUCAUAAUGUUCACUUAAUUAGCAAGAAGACUCAUAUCUAUUUCGUGUAAAAAUUCUUCUAUUUUCUAUGAAUCUUAUUUAUAAAUACGUAUUAUCAAAGAAAAUGCGAACAAAGACAUUUUACAUUCUCAACUAUCAAAAGAAUUGUAUUCUUAUAUGUGAAACUUCAUCUCUAAUUAAUGUUAUUCACAGGGAACAAAAUACAUAUCAAUUUAGAUGAAUGAUUUCUUCCCUAGCACAAGCUAGAAUAUAUGUAAAUAUGAUUAAAAAAUGUUAAGAUUUUGUCUUCUUUAUGUGCUAGGAGAAAAAAAAAACUGCCAUGUAAUAGUAAUUGUGUGCAGUUUUGUUAUUAUAAUAAGUACUAUACGAUUUUAAGCAAUGAAAGUGUCUUUAAGGAAGUUGUGUAAUAAUAAAUGUUAUAUAAACCUGAAUAUAAGAGUAUAUAAUAUAUUUCAAUGUCAAAUUCUUAACGUAGUGCUUAUGAUAUCAUAAACAUUAUUGAUUUAAAAAUAUUUUUUCCAGAGGAAUUGUAUAUUCAACAAAAUAAGGUAUACCAAUUAUUCUGGUUAAUCGUUAUUAACAAAACAAACUUAUGAACGUUUUCAAAAAUAAUUGAUAAGACAAUGCAAGUAGAGAACUUUGUUUGUUUACAAUUUCCCCAGUUUCUAUGGUAGCAGUUUACAAGAUGGCGACGGAUCGAGCAUGCGCAGUUGAUCUCUCAAACGAAUGGUGAGCAGUGAUUGGUAGUGAUAGAGAGUAAGAGAGAAAGAGAUAUAUACAUAUAUGAGAAAAGGAAAGAAAGAGUAUUAUGAGAGUUCACUUGAAAACGAGCAUCUCGCGCCUAUAGUGAACUUGUGUGAAUCGUGCUCCUCGUGUAAUAUUUGCCCAAUCGUAUUGCCUGGCUCGUAGGGUCGUACAUUCGCGCGCACGCGUGUCUUGAUUUUUGUCGAGUUCUCAAUAGUAUUUCAAAACAUACCCGAAUACGUGAAUACGUUCUCGUUGUAUUAGUUUCUCGUGUUACACGAGCAAUAAGUUAAUCCGAUAGAUUACGAUCUUUGUUAUUCGUUAACGCCAUCGUGAUCAUCGCCAUCUUGCACGUUUUCACCGGAGAGGGAGAGAGAGAGAGAGAGAGAGAGAGAGAAAGUGGGGACAACAAAACGAAAAAGAGAAAAAAGAAAAUAUUAAGAGAAACAAAAAGAGAGACAUUAAAUACACGUUUACUUUUUCAUGUGACACACCCGUUUGAGUUAUGAUUAAAGAACGGCAUUAACGUCUUUUGAAGAAAAAUGCAGAGAAGUGCGUUUUAGGUUAACGACGAGUUAAAGUUGGCAGCAAUGUUAGCUAGCCGGUUCGACACUAGAGCCACCUGGAGACGGCUAGGAGUAAUCGAGGCUUCUUUCUUACCCCCACCAUACUCGGCAGCUGCGUCAGGCGUGGUCGUCCGGCAGUCGCAGUGAGAUCCUAGUCGGACGUAGGACUCUCGUACCGGUGUUCUCUUAGGGCGGAGUUUCUUUUCUUUCCUCGUGUAUCGUAUUUGAGUAUUACUUACGUGCGUGGAUAAAGAACACACUACGUAUAUACGUAUAUGUAUACAUAUAAUUACACGUAGAUAAAUCUUUAAAUUUUUGAUACAUAUAUAUAUAUUUUUUUUCCUUUUCUAUACAUAUU